This is a messenger RNA of Plasmodium berghei ANKA, 1344 nucleotides long. Its product is annotated as merozoite surface protein 10, putative. Bases 1 to 1344 code for a protein of 447 amino acids. Lineage: Eukaryota; Apicomplexa; Aconoidasida; Haemosporida; Plasmodiidae. The record is from RefSeq and is a predicted model, not a curated record. The transcript has a single exon.
AUGAUACUUGCAAAAAGGAAUAAAUUAUUUACCUUAUCAUUUUUAUUGCUAGUAUAUGCAAAUAAUGUCGCCAUUUCAAGUGUUAAUGAUAAAAACAACAAUAUAACUAUCACCUCUCCAAGCCAAGAAAAUAAUGAGGAAAAUGUUAUAGAGGAAAUCGAAAAUGAUGAUAUUAAUAUGAAUGAUCAUAUUAAUAUGAAAGAUGAAGACGAAGAAAUAAAUAAUAUUAAAGAGACAUAUUUUAUAAGAAAAGAAAACUAUAAUAAUACAACACAAAAUGAAAUUUCUCCAUCACAAAAUAAAACAAUUGAAGAUUUAAAAGAAAAACAAAAUUCUGACAAUGUAAAAAUUGAUGCAUUUAAUUUUAUAGAUAGCGAAAAAGAAACCAUUAAAAAUUUUCAUGAAAAUAUAGAAAAUAACAAAACGGAUAUAAAUAACGAAGAUGAUUCUUUUCUAGGAAAAUUAAUUCGUAUAAUUCCAAAUUUAGCAAAUUUUGGUAAAAUAAAAAAUUCAAGUUAUGAUCACCCCAUAGAUCAAAAUGAUGAUAUUUCAGAUUUUAAUAAAACCGUAGAAGGAGAAGAUGAUGAUAGUGUGCAGGUAAAUAUAGAUAGUGAACAAAAAAAAAGCGACAAUGGGAAUACGGAUGAAAAAAAUGAAAUAUCGACGGAACCAAGUAAUGAUACUAAUGCACUAACUGAACAAAAAAAUAAUAAUAAUGAUGUAAAAAAUGAAGAAGAUAUUUCUGUUAAUAAUUAUAUAACUACUCUAAGUUUAAAAAGUAAUGAAACCCCGAAUACUACUAUUGAAAAUAAUCCAGAAAAAAAAAAUGAAAAUACAGAAGAUAUAAUAGAUCAUGCCGAUAUAAUGCGUAUAACAUUGUUAAAAGAAAAUAAAAAUCUUAAAGAAACAACUAAGAUGCUAGAUGAAGCUGUAUAUAACAUUGAACGGUUUGUUUUAAAAUGUAAAUUUUAUAUAACUGCUAUUACUAAUUUUAUAAAAUUUAAAACUAAUCAUAUAUGUGAAUAUUCUAAAUGUGGUGAUAAUGCACGAUGUUAUAUUGUUGAAAAAGAUAGGCAAGAAUGUCGAUGUCUAGCUAAUUAUGUACGAGAUACUAGUGUAGAGUAUUUUAAAUGUAUUCCUAUGACUAUUAAAGAUUGUGCUAAUAAUAAUGGAAAUUGUGAUAAAAAUGCCGAAUGCUCAAUUAAAAAUGAUAAAAUUAUAUGUCAUUGUUCAUAUGAUUAUUUUGGAGAUGGCACUUUUUGCGUUCCGAAUUCACAUUACAAUAAUUUAUUACAUAUAUCCCUUAUUAUAAUUGGUUGUAUUGUUCAAAAAUUUAUUUUUUAA